This is a messenger RNA of Gongylonema pulchrum, 285 nucleotides long. NCBI's taxonomy places the organism in Eukaryota, Metazoa, Nematoda, Chromadorea, Rhabditida, Gongylonematidae. The record is from the annotation of a GenBank genome assembly.
AUGAGGCAGGUUACUCAUCGACCGCAAUAUCCCGACCGCGAAGAUUUGCGAUAUCGAGAGAGACCGGAACCAGACCGAAGACAUCCUGGCUAUCCACCGCCUAGUCUUCUGGCUAAAGAUCUCGUCCUUCAUCUGAUAGCACUAAAUACACCGAUGAGCGGCAAUAUGCGUGGCGUCCGAGGAGCUGAUUUGGCAUGCUAUCAGCAGGCACGACAGGCCAAUUUCCGCACCACUUUCCGGGCAUUCCUUUCGUCGCACGUUCAGGUAGUACAAGCUCAGAAUUAA